CGGCAGGUUCCACGAGAGCCCGGCAGACUGACGGGGAGAGAGAGAGCGAGAGAGACAGACAGACAGAGACAGACAGAGAGAAAGGAGGGGAGGAGGAUUCAGGGAGUAGGAGCUGGGGAGCCCUGCCGCGCCACAGGGCAUCUUAUUCUGGAGAAAAGAAGGGAGAGUUGUUAAUGGGGUUACAGCCUAGACCUAGACACUGCUGAGCUGAAAUUCUCCUUCUGUUCUUUUGUUGAUGUCUUGGCCUGCAGUGACUCCAAAUCCCAUAAUCUUUCCAAUUUUCCCCUCUACUAAAAAAUUUGUAAUGGCUUGGUGAAGAUAGAAAAACCAUCAGAAAGGCUAAAGCACUCCCAUACUGUAAUCUUUUUCGGUGACUGUCUCUCCACUUAAUGAAAUGUAUCAGUCUGUGUCUGAAACUAGACAUCCUCUGCAAUCAGAAGAACAAGAAGUGGGCAUUGACCCCUUGUUCAAUUAUUCAAAUAAGUCUGGAGGAGAUUCAAGUCAAAAUGGAAGAAGAGCAAAUUCUACCUUAGACUCUGAAGGGACCUUUAAUUCCUAUACGAAAGAAUGGGAAGAACUGUUUGUAAACAACAAUUAUUUGGCAACUAUAAGACAGAAGGGGAUUAAUGGGCAGCUGAGAAGCAGCAGGUUCCGAAGCAUUUGCUGGAAGCUUUUUCUUUGUGUUCUUCCUCAUGAUAAAAGUCAAUGGAUCAGUAGAAUUAAAGAACUAAGAGCAUGGUAUAGCAACAUUAAAGAAAUACAUAUCACAAAUCCAAGGAAAGUUGUUGGCCAACAGGAUCUGAUGAUCAACAAUCCCCUUUCACAAGAUGAAGGAAGUCUUUGGAACAAGUUCUUUCAAGAUAAAGAACUGCGAUCCAUGAUUGAACAAGAUGUCAAAAGAACGUUUCCUGAAAUGCAGUUUUUCCAACAAGAAAAUGUGAGAAAAAUUCUUACAGAUGUUCUAUUCUGUUAUGCUAGAGAAAAUGAGCAGUUGCUUUAUAAGCAGGGUAUGCAUGAGCUACUAGCACCUAUCGUCUUUACCCUUCACUGUGACCACCAAGCUUUUCUGCAUGCCAGUGAGUCUGCACAGCCCAGUGAGGAAAUGAAAAUUCUCUUGAACCCUGAGUAUCUGGAACAUGAUGCCUAUGCAAUGUUCUCACAGCUUAUGGAAACUGCUGCACCUUGGUUUUCUACUUUUGAGCAUGACUGUCAAAAGGGUAAAGAAACUCUGAUGACCCCCAUUCCAUUUGCUCGACCACAGGAUUUAGGGCCAACAGUUGCCAUUGUUACAAAAGUCAACCAGAUCCAAGAUCAUCUGCUGAAGAAACAUGAUAUUGAACUCUACAUGCACUUGAACAGACUAGAAAUUGCACCACAAAUAUAUGGGUUACGAUGGGUGCGGCUGCUGUUUGGAAGAGAGUUCCCUCUGCAGGACCUGCUGGUGGUCUGGGAUGCCUUAUUUGCAGAUGGCCUUAGCCUGAGCUUAGUAGACUAUGUCUUCAUAGCCAUGCUGCUCUAUAUCCGGGAUGCUUUGAUUUCUAGUAACUACCAGACCUGUCUUGGCCUUCUGAUGCAUUAUCCAAUCAUCGGAGACAUACACUCACUGAUACUUAAGGCUCUCUUCCUUAGAGACCCAAAGAGAAAUCCAAGGCCAGUGACUUACCAGUUCCACCCCAAUUUAGACUACUACAAAGCACGGGGAGCCGACCUUAUGAGUAAGAGCCGGGCCAAUGCCAGGGGUGCUCCCCUGAAUAUACAAAAGGUCUCCAACAGCCUGAUCAACUUCGGAAGAAAGUUGAUUUCCCCAGCCUCGGCUCCAGGCAGUAUGGGUAGCCCUGUACCUGGGGGCAACAGCAGCAGUUCUUUUUCUUCCGCCAUGUCCACCAGGGACUCCACAGAAACCACUAGGCAUCAUUUGCUGCAGCAGCAGCAGCAACAGCAGCAGCAGCAACAGCAGCAGCAGCAGCAGCAGCAGCAGCAGCAGCAGCAGCAGCAGCAGCAGCAGCAGCAGCAGAGACUGAUGAAAUCUGAAAGCAUGCCAGUACAGUUGAACAAAGGCGACGUAGUUACAGGAAGCGAUGUUCAGGUUUCUGUUCCUGUCCAGGCUCUAACUGACCUCCAAGGGCAAAGUUCUAAAACGAUCAGUUCAUCUCCAAGCACUGAAAGUUUACCUGGGGGAAGAGACUCCACCGGCUCUCCACCCUCAUCGGCUACUAAAAAGGAUUCCUUUUUCAGCAACAUCGCUCGUUCCCGCUCGCACAGCAGAACCAUGGGCAGAAAAGAGUCUGAAGAAGAAUUGGAAGCCCAGAUUUCAUUCCUGCAGGGACAGCUGAAUGAUCUAGAUGCCAUGUGCAAGUAUUGCGCAAAGGUCAUGGAUAUGCAUCUCGUAAAUAUUCAAGAUGUGGUAUUACAAGAGAAUUUGGAAAAAGAAGAUCAAAUUCUGGUUUCCUUGGCAGGAUUAAAACAGAUCAAAGACAUCCUGAAAGGUUCCCUGCGCUUCAACCAGAGCCAGCUGGAGGCUGAGGAGAAUGCACAGAUCACCAUCGCUGAUGACCACUACUGCUCCAGUGGCCAGGACCAGGGCAACCAGGUUCCUAGGGCCAGCAAGCAGGCCCCUUCAGAGAUGUCAGCGUGCACCGGUGGGGUGACCUCAGAUGACUUCAUCCUGGUUUCCAAAGAGGAGGAGGGACGCAGUGCCAGAGGGGCCUUCUCAGGCCAGGCCCAGCCCCUUCUCACCCUUAGAAACACAUCUGGGAAAAGUCGAGUCCCAGCCUGCUCCCCACUGGUGUUCUCAGACCCACUGAUGUGCCCAGCCUCGGCUUCCUCCAGCAACUCCAGCUCCAGCCCCGAUGACGACAGUAGCAAGGACUCUGGCUUUACUAUUGUGAGCCCCUUGGACAUCUGAAUACAGGGACUCUAGCAAUGGAGACCCUACUGAACCAAUGUUUCUUUCCCAGCAUGCAUUUCACAUUGGUUCAACCCACUGGAACUCUUCAGUGCACUAUGUUCACCAAAAUGCAGAUAGAGCUUUCCAGGCCCUUACCUGACCCUUUGACCCUCACUCUGAAUUAGGGCUAGGUCAGGUACCCAACUCCAUACUCGCCGUCAGACACACCAGACACAACCAGAGCCCCAUGUCUUCCACCCCUCCUCUUAGCAGCUCUGUCAGUUCCUCUAGAAGGAAAAGCUGGUCCAAGACCCUUCUUAUCAAGCUUCAUCCACAGAAAGAUUGUUGGUACUGUGUGGAAUUUGGGUAGGCAGCCUCCCUCCUGCCUUGGGAGCCCAACCACAGACUUGGCUACAGCAGAACAAAGAGCAGAACAAGUGAGCGGCUCCCAGGGCUGGGUCAGUGAGCAUCAGCAGCUCCCAGGGCUGGGUCAGUGAGCAUCAGGAGCAGGCUCUCAGAUUAGGAAUCAGAUUCUGGUUUGGCAUGAAUACAUUUCUGGGCCCUAAGCUGAAUAAACUUCAGCUACGCACUGUUCCUCCCUGAACAACUGUAUUUCACAACCAGGAAGCAAGGUGGCUGUGAGCCAGUCUGUGCUGUGGUAGCUUUAGGCGUCCCAGGGCUAAUGUCCUUGAAUUGGAAAAUGUGUCCAAAGCUCUACUAUCAGAUUUCUGAGCAUGUUUCAGAUCUACAGUGGCCUGUUGAGUGAGGAGCACAGAGGAAAACCACAUUCACAUCUCCCAGAGCCAGAUGCCCCUGGGAAUUAGACCUGGAGUCCCUUCUGUGGGAGCAGGCUUCCUAAAGAACAUUCCAGGUGCCAUAAGGAUGCUCCUAUUCAGCCCCCCCCACACACACACACACACUCUCAGCUGUCAACUCUGCAUCCAGCCGCCUGUCUGGUGGCCCUGGCCUGGGCUAGGUAUAGGUGAGACAGCUCCUCUGUUGGCAGAGUACAGAGCUAGAUCAGACACAAAGCUAGGGACCGUGAGGGUGCUGACAGAUGCCGCACCUUCUACCUCUGCUUUCUGUCCUUCUCAGAGAGCAGCAGAGCCUCUGGACAGUGUCCCUCCCAUUAAUACCAUUGUAUUUCUCUGCAGAUAAGUCUGCUAAUGUCAUGAUGCUCACUCCAUUUUGGAAAAUAGGGACACCCAAAUCAGCUGCUGUGUGGGCUUCUCCUUAGCUGCACUGGAUAGCAGGGCUGAUGGCUCACAUGGCAAGGCUCAGCCAGUUCCUGAUGAGCUUUGCCCACUCCUCUGACUCGUCCUUUCAGCACCCUGAGGAGGCUGCUACCACACAUGUCCCAUGAAGACACUGUAGGAACCAGGGCUACUAUAUAACAAGCAUCCAUCUCCCGAGGGAAGGUUGGCAUCAGCCCCUCUACUUGAAGGCUUGACUCACAGUAGUGUCAGUACCCUUAGAUACCUAAGAUAGGAAGUAUUGGCUCAUCUCUUCAGGUCUGGGACAGUGCCGCCCAGGAAUGUUAUUGGCACCUACCAGUCCAAGAGGGUGAUGGACUGAUUCCUUGCCAUUUGAAUGGGCAUUUGACAGGCGGCUUCAGUCUACCUGCCCAUGCCCAAGACAUGCCCCCCUUUAUCCUGUGCUUGUGUGGGUGCCACAUGAGAACUCCUGGGUUCACACUGAAAUGUGUAGUCCACAAUCAGGCCACUCUUUCCUUGGAAGAAACAGGAAUGGAAAUUCUAAGUGACUCCAUUCUUCCUUGUUGAACAUUGCUUCCCCUUCUGUUACGUACGUUGCUGGUGUGGAAUGCAUUCCUUCCCUGUUACUUUAUCAGGUACUUCUGUCGAAUUGCACAUUUUAAAAUCCUGGAGAUAUAGAACCUUUUCCUUUAACCACAUUAAUCGUUAGUUUUAAUCUCUCACAUUUUGAUUAUAGCAGCUAAAUACAGUUUUAUAUAUGCCAAGCUUAGAUUAAGCCCCAUUGUCAUCUACUUUUUUUUAAUACAUGUUUCUAUGUUUCAUGCAGUCCUCUCUGAUCAGAUUGGAUGUGUGAGUUAAAACACACCUGUGUGCUACACAGAGGGUUACAGACUUGCCUUGUCUUACGGGGGUGCCUCAGUUUGGUUUGUGGGACCAUCCUGGUUUAGUUUGGCAAGAUGACCUGCGGUUCUGCGCUACCUGCAACUGGAAGAGAAAUGACCACACUGCCAAAUGAAUAUGUCUCUGCAAGGCAGCCUCCUCCCUGCUGCCUACUUCCUUUCGUAGGGUGAAUCUGAGCACGGGUCGGCUGUGCCGGACCAGCGUGCCAGGAGUGCCUUUAGUGUCAGAAAAGCAGAACAAAUGCAAAAGUCUAGCUCUAACCUGCCAGUGCAGGUGCAGGUUGCUUUUUGCUCUGUAAAAGCUCUCCCAAUGGCCACGAAAGAACAGAGCGGGGUGCAUCAGCUGUGGCCCUGCAUCAGCUAGGUCCAUCUUCCUUCCCUGGAAACUCAUCCCUGGCCUCUGCACUUAUCCAGAGCAGGAACUGCUGGGAAAUGGAGUCUGGAGAAGAGGCCACAUGCGUGGAGAGCUGUCACACCAGGCCUUUUCACAGAUCACACAGCUUCCUCUGUCAGGCUCAAAACUGUUUUUGUCUUGUUGAAAAGAAAUAUCAAGUUCUAUAUAGCCAGGCUGGUGGCUAUGUUGUCAUUCUGUUCAUGAGGCUCAGUUCAUCUAGCUAAUGGGACCUCAGGAGUGCCACCACUGUCCUCAUGAGGCUUCAUGCUUGAACUCAUACUGAUGGCAGAAAUGACUCCUCUUUUAGCAGAGUGAUCCCGUUUGAUGUGCUCUAAUAAAGGACUAAUGAGAAUUGAGAUAA
This is a messenger RNA of Meriones unguiculatus (Mongolian gerbil), 5755 nucleotides long. It is a transcript of the gene Tbc1d5, whose product is annotated as TBC1 domain family member 5. The transcript has 25 exons. Gene Ontology annotation, molecular function: GTPase activator activity. The record is from RefSeq and is a predicted model, not a curated record. NCBI's taxonomy places the organism in Eukaryota, Metazoa, Chordata, Mammalia, Rodentia, Muridae. Bases 395 to 2905 code for a protein of 836 amino acids. Gene Ontology annotation, biological process: activation of GTPase activity.